Molecule: messenger RNA, 1509 nt
Organism: Phytophthora nicotianae INRA-310
Lineage: Eukaryota; Oomycota; Peronosporomycetes; Peronosporales; Peronosporaceae
Exons: 1
Coding region: 1-1509 (502 amino acids)
Source: RefSeq, a predicted model, not a curated record
AUGUCAGUUCAUUGUUGCAAACUCUUUUUCGUUAUCGCCGCUCUUCUCAUCUACGCCAGUGUGGCAUCAACAGCAAAGAAUUUGAAGCCCCAUGCUGCUUUUGAUAAUUCUUUUCGUAUGCCUGAUACGAAUUUGCCUGCCAGUCGGCGUUUGAGGACGAUAGCUGAUGUCAACUAUGGACAGGAAGAUAGAGCUAUCUUUGGUAUUACCGGUACGAAGAUAAAAGAUUUUGGAGCGAAGAAACUGCAGAAAUUAACAGAAGGUGUGCAGACAAAAGCCCAACAACGCAAGGUAGACCGUUGGAUUGCCGAAAGAAAAACUGAGGAUUGGGUUUUUAAGCUUCAACAACUCGAUGAAGAAGGCACCAAUAUUCUGAAAAGUCCGAAGUUGAGUACGUGGAUGGACUUCGUAAUAAAACGGGGCAAGGAUCCCUACGACUUCCUGCUAUUCAAACUAAGGCGGCGCUAUGACAAUGACGAACUAGCGAAAAUGCUUGUUCUGUCAAAGAACGACGCUAGUUCGAGAGCGAUUGCCGAGAAAUUGGAGACGCUGCAGCUUGAGAAAUGGAUGAAAGACGAAAAAUCAAUUAUCGACGUGUUCCGGUUUCUCAAGUUGAACGAAGAAGGGCUUACUCUUCUCAAAAGUCCAGUGUUGAGCACUUGGGUUUCUUACGUGGAAAAACUGAAGAAGGAUCCGUAUGAGUUGCUGUUCUUGGCGAUCAAGUCGACUGGCUUCGAUGAAGCAAAACUAGCAAAGAUGAUUGGCUCUGUAAAGGACGACACUAAUACCGCGUUUAUUGCCAAGAAAAUGGAGGAACUACAGCUCGAGAAAUGGGUGACUGCUGAAAAGAGUGGCGAUGAUGUCUUCAAAAAUAUCGGACUCGACAAGGAAGGAGACAAAUUAUUUGAAAGCCCAGUGUGGAGCACUUGGGUCGCGUAUCUGAACAAGCAGAGAGGUAACUCACAUGAGGAAAUGUUCUCAGUGCUGAGGAAUCGACUGGGGGAUGUUGGUUUGACAAAUGCUUUUGCGAGGGCGAAAGGAGACGACAGUAAGCUUACCAAAGACAUCGCAGCAAAACUGGAAAUGGAUAUUUGGCGGAUGAAUGGACAUACCUCAGACGACUUGUUUAAAAUGCUCAAAUUGAACGAGAAGGGCGACAAGGUUUUAGAAAGCCCGACAUUUUCUACCUGGGCGGCUUAUGUGCUCAAGUUGGAGAGUUACAGGAAGACUCCAGAUGAAUUUGCUACUAUCAGACAGCUAGAGAGACACUACGACGAUGCCACACUUGCACGAAUGCUUGCCAAUUCGAAACGCCGAGCUGACACUGCAAGCACAAAAGGAUACAUCGCAGAUUUGCAAGAAUUGCAAUUCAAAAAGUGGGUGGUUGAGAGGACGAGUCCCAAUGUUUUCGCACUAUUGGUACGUAAGAAAUUCUUGACCAGCGAUAGGGUGAAGCGUGAUUUCCGUGAUUUCCUUAAGCGCAAUGCCGAUAAAUUCGAGUCAAGUUAG